Molecule: messenger RNA, 645 nt
Organism: Rangifer tarandus platyrhynchus (Svalbard reindeer)
Lineage: Eukaryota; Metazoa; Chordata; Mammalia; Artiodactyla; Cervidae
Source: the annotation of a GenBank genome assembly
AUGAAGUACUUCUUAAAACCGAUCUGCGUUUUUCUUACUUAUCUGGUCUGGGCUUUUGGCUUAAUCCUGGCCCACAGCAGAUCCUGGCGCGUGUGGGAGUUUGACAGCGACAUCAUUUCCGUCGUGUUCAUUGGACUCUGGGAAGCUUUCUACCGGCAAAAAUUUAACGUGUCUGGCGUAAUGGUUGAGUUACCGAUGUACAGCGUGAUCAACUCGAGCUGGGUCGUUUCUAACGAAAUCUCGUAUGGGCAGGGCCUGAUGCUGCUGGCGAAUUCUAUGAUGUCGGUGGCCCUGAUUUUUAGCUCGGUGGCGCUUCUCGUCAGCAGGGUCGAGGGCCCGUACCCCGAUUUCCUCCGAUUGUGCUACAGGGCGUCUGCGCUGCUGCUCUUCCUCAGUUGCGCUUGUGCAACAAUUACAGUGAGCUGGAAUUUCACCGCGGAUUUUUAUGGCCAAACCACCCUCGACUUUCCAAUUACCUUUCCUCUUGAAAGAGAAAUGGUAACAAAAAAACAUCUCUCCUAUGUUUUCCCCCUAGGAAUCACAACUUCCAUCCUUUUGCUAGUAACUGCCCUCCUAUUCUCCUGUGAAAGGUGUUCAAUAAAACCACCGAAACGGGUGAAUCCCCUGAUAGUGUCCAGAUGUUGA